Messenger RNA from Prorocentrum cordatum, 861 nucleotides. Lineage: Eukaryota; Dinophyceae; Prorocentrales; Prorocentraceae. The record is from the annotation of a GenBank genome assembly.
CCGCUGGUGGCUCAAGCCGGGGGCGCGUGCGCCUGGGAGCGCGCCGCGCAGUCUCGAGAGCGUUUUUUGCACCCCGGGGCGGACAGCCCAGGCCCCCGCCAGCCGAUCCCCCCACUCAGUCCUGGGGGCACCCUGGGCUGCCAGGGGCACUGCUGGCGGCGCCCGCGCCAUGAGCCCCGUCCCCGCGCGGAUGCGGGCCCCCGCCCGCGCGGCGGCCGCCGGGGUGGUCGCCGGUGCGGCGCUCCUCGCCAGGGGGGCCUUCUGCGCCCCCGCCGCGGGCCAGAGCCAGGCGGCGGCGGCGCCGCGCGGCGCGGGCGAUCCGGCGUGGCGCGCGCCUCCGGGGAGCCGCCCGAGCUGAAGUCGGACCGGGAGGUGGACUACUCAAAGCUGAAGGACCUCCUCUCCUCAAGCGAUUUUCGGGGCGCCGACCAAGAGACACGCGAUCUGCUCAUUCAGCUGGGGGGCCCAGCGGCGGUGAAGCGCGGAUGGGUGUACUUCAUCGAGGUUCGGACAAUGCCCGUGGCUGAUCUGCAGACCAUAGACAGCCUGUGGCAGCACUACAGUAAAGGCAAGUUCGGUUUCGCAUCCCAGCGCAAGAUCUGGCGCCAGUGCCGGGAGCAGUUCGACAAGUUCGCAUUGGAAGUAUCUUGGUUCACGGACAAGUGGAAGAAUCGGAAUUGGCCAGACGAUUUCAUCUACAGCGUCGACGCCCCAUCGGGACAUUUGCCGCUCACAAAUUGUAUCCGCGGGGCGCAGGUGUUGCAGGAAUUGCUUGCGCACCCUGCGUUUGAGAAGAAGAAGAUAAUCUCUUCUACGCCAAGCGACAGUGGACCGAGGAAGUCUGGACUCUCGCUGCUGUAG